This is a messenger RNA of Thamnophis sirtalis, 483 nucleotides long. The record is from RefSeq and is a predicted model, not a curated record. NCBI's taxonomy places the organism in Eukaryota, Metazoa, Chordata, Lepidosauria, Squamata, Natricidae.
UUCUUCACGGAAUACGGCCCUGACUACGUGCUGGAAAUCACUCCCAGUUGCCGGCCAGACAGGAAUGAGCCUCACCGUAUCCAAGAGAUCCUUAGCUGUGUGAAAGGACACCUGAAACAUGUGACUUAGUGGGAAAGAGGGCUCCCUUCUCCCCAGAGCCCCUCUGCCCCUGGGUGCAGCGGUCAAAGCAUCUGCAGAGAAACUGCACGGAAAUGCGAGUCCUUCAGCCUGCGGUCCGGGAGUGGUUUGUGCUGCUUGGAGCAACACGGUGUUAAAGCAACACCCCCACUCCCACCACCUCCAGUCCCCCAGCCUGGACUUCCAGCCUCGUCCCUUACAGAGGCAGCUCAUUCUGGAAGGAGUGGAAGGCCCUGGGCCUCUCGGACUGGCAGGAGCACAGCAAGAUGAGUCUCCCCUCCGUCGGCCUUUUUUUAAAAACAGCUGUUUGCCUUGAAAUAAAAUAAAAAAAACUGGAUGACUUUG